This is a messenger RNA of Orussus abietinus, 1704 nucleotides long. It is a transcript of the gene nAChRalpha4, whose product is annotated as acetylcholine receptor subunit alpha-like. Lineage: Eukaryota; Metazoa; Arthropoda; Insecta; Hymenoptera; Orussidae. Gene Ontology annotation, biological process: regulation of membrane potential; nervous system process; chemical synaptic transmission. Gene Ontology annotation, cellular component: neuron projection; postsynaptic membrane; synapse. The record is from RefSeq and is a predicted model, not a curated record. Gene Ontology annotation, molecular function: transmembrane signaling receptor activity; acetylcholine-gated monoatomic cation-selective channel activity. The transcript has 11 exons. Bases 1 to 1704 code for a protein of 567 amino acids.
AUGCCCCCGACGGUCGGGGAGACUCUGCGAGCGUGGCUGCUCUCCGCCCUGGUGGUGCACGUCGCCGUCGCCGGGAACCCCGACGCGAAACGACUCUACGACGAUCUGCUCUCCAACUACAACAAGCUGGUGCGCCCGGUCGUCAAUACGUCGGACGUGCUCCGCGUCUGCAUCAAGCUCAAGCUCUCCCAGCUCAUCGACGUGAAUCUGAAGAACCAGAUCAUGACGACGAACCUCUGGGUGGAACAGAGUUGGUACGACUACAAGCUGCGCUGGGAGCCGAAGGAGUACGGCGGCGUGCACAUGCUGCACGUGCCCUCGGAUCACAUUUGGCGGCCCGACAUCGUCCUCUACAACAACGCCGACGGGAACUACGAGGUGACUCUGAUGACCAAGGCGACGGUCUACUAUUCCGGGCUGGUCGUCUGGCAGCCACCGGCCGUAUAUAAAUCGUCCUGCUCCAUCGACGUUGAGUUCUUUCCCUACGACGUACAGACCUGUGUUUUGAAGUUAGGCUCCUGGACUUAUGACGGUUUUAAGGUCGACCUGAGGCACAUGGACGAAAAGUCCGGCAGCAACGUCGUGGACGUCGGCGUCGACCUUUCCGAGUUCUACAUGUCGGUCGAGUGGGACAUCUUGGAGGUGCCCGCUGUCAGGAACGAAAAGUUUUACACGUGCUGCGACGAGCCUUAUCUGGACAUUACGUUCAACAUCACGAUGAGGCGGAAAACGCUCUUCUACACCGUGAACAUCAUCAUCCCCUGUACGGGGAUUUCGUUUCUCACGGUGCUAACGUUCUACCUUCCCAGCGACAGCGGCGAGAAGGUCACUCUGUCCAUCUCCAUCCUCAUCAGUCUGCACGUCUUCUUUCUCCUGGUCGUCGAGAUCAUCCCGCCCACGUCGCUGGUGGUGCCCCUGCUCGGGAAGUAUCUCAUAUUCGCCAUGAUACUCGUCUCCAUAAGCAUCUGCGUGACCGUGGUGGUCCUCAACGUCCACUUCCGGUCCCCGCAGACGCACCGGAUGGCCCCUUGGGUCAAGAGGGUCUUCAUCCACACCCUGCCGCCGUUGCUGUACAUGAGGAGGCUGCAGUACAAGUUCGACAUGAACCGAUUCGAGUCGGGCCGGAAUCCGACGAGACCGGUGCGUAGGAGGCAGAGGCCGUGCUAUUAUUCGUAUCAUCCUCCUAGCCAGGAAGACAGCGACGAGGACGCGAACUCGAGGAGGUUCCACGGCCGCGCGCCAUCUAAGGAGGACGCGUCGCCCUCUAGUCUUGCAGACGGCGCCAGGUUCGGGGGGAGCUGCCUGAUCCACGGGCCCACCCUGCCGCCCCUGCCGCUCGCGGCCGACUGCCCCGAGCUGGAGCCGGUCGCCGCCGAGGAGGUCAAGAGUCCCGUCCUGCGCGACCCUCCACCGGCCUUCUCGCACUCCCGCUGUCCCCCGGAGCUGCACCGGUCCUGCAUCUCCGUGCGCUUCAUCGCCGAGCACACGCAGAUGCUCGAGAACUCGACCAAGGUCAAGGAGGACUGGAAGUACGUGGCCAUGGUCCUCGACAGGCUGUUCCUCUGCAUCUUCGGGCUGGCCGUGCUGGUCGGGACCGCGGGCAUCAUCUUCCAGGCGCCGACGCUCUACGACGACCGAGUUCCUAUCGAUCAAAAGUUCAGCGAGUUCGCGACGACGACGGUGGUCAGGUGUCCUCCCCAGUAG